This is a messenger RNA of Selaginella moellendorffii, 1092 nucleotides long. RefSeq names its product pentatricopeptide repeat-containing protein At3g29230-like. Gene Ontology annotation, biological process: RNA modification. The transcript has 3 exons. Gene Ontology annotation, molecular function: RNA binding; protein binding. Lineage: Eukaryota; Viridiplantae; Streptophyta; Lycopodiopsida; Selaginellales; Selaginellaceae. Bases 1 to 1092 code for a protein of 363 amino acids. The record is from RefSeq and is a predicted model, not a curated record.
AUGCCCUUCCGGAUAAGAAUAUCCUCGCAGCGGGAGUUCUUGUUUAAAUUCCACGCGAGGAGCGGGCGGAUCGGCGAGGCGGAGGAGGCUUUCGAUCGAGUGCCGCAGCGCAAUGUUGCCGUGUGGAACAUGAUGAUCCACGCGUGUGCUCAAAGAGAUCAGCUUUUGGAGGGAUCUUGGGAGGUUUUCCACCGGAUGCCUCAACAUGACACUGUGUCGUGGAACACGAUGAUCGCGGCUUUGUCCAAGGCUGGAAAUGCGAGGGAUGCCAUCGCCCUCUUUGAGGGGAUGUUUCAGCGCAGCGAUUUGUCCUGGAAUCUCGUCAUCCAGACGUUUGCCUCCACUGGGAAUUUGCCCAGUGCCAAGCUUGCGUUUGAUUUGAUGCCACAAUGCUCUACCAAUGCAGUUCUUUCAGUAAAUGCCAUGUCCGGGCAUUUGGAGUAUGCUAGAUCUUUGUACGAGACAAUGCCGCACAAGAGCGCGGCGUCUUGGGCGACGAUGAUCGAAGGCUACUUCCUCGCUAAAGACUUCCACCAAGCUUGGCAUUUGAUCUCUUUGCUUCCAGCAAAGAACCUCUGCCUGGAGACCGUGAUAAUCUCCGGACACGCCAAGCAAGGCCACCUCCACGAAUCCAAGCUCGUCUUCGAUUCCAUCCCCGAGAAGAACGUCCUCUCCUGGAACGCUGUCAUCGCCGCCUUCUCCCACAGGGGAGCCCUGCUAGAGGCCAUGAACUUCUUCCAAGAGAUGCUCCUUGAGGGAGUCGCUCCAAUCGAGACCACCUUCACUGCCCUGCUCCACGGUUGCAGCCACGAAGGACGAAUCGGCCAAGGCCAGGAGAUCUUCUCUGCGAUGAUCCGAGCUCACGGCAUCACCCCCCUCGUUGAUCACUACAACUGCAUGGUCGAUGUUCUUGGGCGCUUGAAAAGACUCGAGGAAGCCGAGGAGCUCGUCCGCUCUAUGCCGGUUCCUCCGAGCUCGGUCACCUGGACCACGCUUCUCAGCGCUUGCCGGCACCACGGAGAUGCCGAAAGAGGCAGCCGAGUCGCGGAGAUACUGCUCCAGCUGAGCUCUCGGAGGCCGCUCUCCGGUUGA